AUGACGGUAGUGGUGAGCACAGGGAGGCGUGUCGCCCCCGGCGAUGUUGUCUACGCCAGCGGUGCGGACUGCAGCGAGUGGGGCGACGUUGCAGCGGGGGAGGGCUGCUGCACACGACUUGUGGCCGGAGAGGCCUCCGUUGAUGUGGCGGAGGAGCGGCAAAUUAUAGCGACGCGGCUCGGUGUCGUGCAGUGGAGCGAGAGCACCGUUUCCGUCCACCGCGCCCUCAAACGCAGACGGGAGUCCGCCCAUGUCGCGUUGAUAGCCAACGACGCAAAUGACACCGACGCACCUUCCGUCUUGGCGAAGUCAACCACUGUCUUUGGCCCGGGGUUGGGGGACACGGUGCACGUACGUGUGGUGCGUGUGACGCGUGUCUUCGCGUAUGGUGAGAUCAUAGCCGUCAACGGCGUGUGGUGCAGCAACAGCAGCGUGGGCGUUGGACUGGCGGGAUCGUUCCGCGGCGUGGUGCGUCUCGAGGAUAUCCGCCCCUUUAAGCCACGGAAGGACAAGCUGGCCCCACCACCGCCUGCUGCCGCUUUUCAUGCCGGGGACGUUAUCAUUGCGACGGUGCUGUCGCAGUCGGACGUGCGGCAGUAUCAGUUAAGCACGAUGGGAGAGCACUGCGGCGUGGUGGAGGCUGCCGUAGUGGUGGAUCGCGUGCGGGUUAAGCUGCAGCACAUGCCAGGCCGCCGGGACGCGAUGCGGAACCCGAUUGAUGGAACCGUUCACUACCGCUGGUGCCCGCUGAUUUACCCCGCCGUGGCGUAA
Molecule: messenger RNA, 771 nt
Organism: Trypanosoma rangeli
Lineage: Eukaryota; Euglenozoa; Kinetoplastea; Trypanosomatida; Trypanosomatidae
Product: exosome component CSL4
Exons: 1
Coding region: 1-771 (256 amino acids)
Biological process (GO): RNA processing
Cellular component (GO): cytoplasm; nuclear exosome (RNase complex)
Source: RefSeq, a predicted model, not a curated record